CAGUGAGUGUCGCGAAGAACAAGAUCAAAAUGGCGACAAGUAAAACCUCUACAAGUUAUCAUAAUAUGCCGCACAGAAGCGGCACAUAUGUGUCCAGUCAUGGAGCAAGUGCUGUUUCUGAUGUUACGCCCGAUCUUCAUCUGAAAAUGUCCAAGAAAAUCGCUCAGUUAACCAAGGUUAUUUACGCUCUAAAUACMAAGAAUGACGAACAUGAAGCGAUAGUGGACGCUAUAAAGAAGACUCACGAAGAUGAAAUGCAACAGCUGAUUGCAGAGACAAAGAGUAAAGUAGAAAGUUUUAAGUCUCGCUUAGGGAUUGUUAGUGAACAACAGCAAAGAAUUGAAACUUUAGAGUCGAUUUUAAGCCAAGAAAGACUUCAUAAAGAAGAAGCCUUGAGCGAAUUUGCAUGCACCAAGCAACAAAAUGAAGCAAAGUUKGUUCAGCUUCGSGAGGAAUAUUCCGAUAAAAUCCUUUCUAUGUCGAAAGAAAUGUUGUCUACGAAAAAGGAUUUUGAGGAUCGUGUAAAAGACUUCCAAGCAAUGCGWAGAAAGCUGGAAGAAGAUCGUGAUAAAAUGGCYGACGAAAUGACAUCAAAACAUCAUGAUGAGCUUGAUCAACUGAUGAAGGCUCAUCGUGUUCGUUACGAUGAAAUUGUACGAGAAAAACAAAAGCUUGAACAAGAGUACAAAGAACGGGAAGAAAGGCUCAAAGAGCAAGCAAACUCUACCAGUUCUUUUGCAAUCGAAGAGAAAAGGAAACUCGAAAAAGAGUAUCAGGAAAAAGCUGAAAAACUGAAAACAUUUUACGAGAAGGAACUUGAUGCUCUGCGCGCUGUUGAAGCUCAAUCGAAAGAACAAAGCUCCAAAAGUUUAGAAGAACGCGAAAAGCAAUUACAGGCCGAGUGGAACCGACAGGAGAGAGCAUUGAAAGACAGAAUAUCAGAGCUGUUAAACAGACAAAGCGAUAGUGAGCUUGAAAUAUCAUCCUUGAAAGAUCAAAUUGUUGAACUUCAAAAUGUCACUACGGGUAAAAAUAUUGAUUCAGAAAAACUCACUCAACAACUGCAGGAAUCAAGGAUUGAAACUGCCAAUGCUUUAAAUGAAAUAAGAGAGUUGAAAAACGAUGUAAUGAUUUAUAAGAAAAGAUGCGAUGAAAAAGGAGCAGAGAUUGACAGGCAAUCAACUACGAUUGGCAAGCUUGAGGCCACUAAAUUAUCCCAGGAAACUAACAACAGAACUCUUAAGAGUACAAUCAGUGAGUUAAAUAACAAAGUCAGCAAACUUGAACGAGACUAUGAAGAACUUGAACAGCAAUACAAGUCUCACUUUAUGGAAUCAGGGGAUCACAUACAAUCACUAAAACAGGAAAUAAAGACAUUAACAGAAGAAAAGCAAGACAUAGAAGGAAAAUAUCUUUUAGAGCUCAAUAACUCAAAAGAAACUGCCUCAGAACGYGAAAAUAGUCUUAGAGAAGAAUUAGAAAGGACUGCUUUAAAAUUGAAUACUGAACAUCAAAAUGAACUACAGAACYUACAGCAAGAAAUGAAAAACAAACUUGCAGUUUUACAAAGAGAGCUAGAGGAUAAAUCUCAAAAAGAAAAAGACAAGAUAAUAAAAGAAAAAUCUCAAGUUAUUGACAAUCUUGAAAAUAAGUGCAAUGAGCUCAGGAAAAAGAUUGAAGAUGUUGAAAAUGAGUCCAAAAGACUGUAUUCAGUUGUACAGGAAAGUGAGAAAGGUCUGGGGUCUGCAACUUCAARUCUGGAUUGCUUGAAGCAAGAAUUGCAAAAAACUAUAGAGGAGUUGCAGAGUACAAAGAAGGAACUUGCAAAUGCAAACAACAUGUCUUCAUCAUUACAGAGUCAGUUGGAAAGACUGAAGAAGGAGUAUGAGCARUCUAAAGUGGAAGCYGAAAACAAGUUACAGACCAGCUUACAGUCACUCACAAAAGACCUCGAUCAAAAAUGGACUAAUAAACUAAGUGAAGAGAGCAGRCRACUAAGAUCAGAGCUUGAUGAACAGCAUCAAAAGGAACGUAGAGCUGCWCUCGAAGAGUUGACAAGAAUCAAACAAAAAGAAAUGGAAAUCAUGAAGAUAGAUCUGAACAUCAAAAUUGAAACACUAAUGAGAACGGCUGAUGAGAUUAAAGAAGACAAGGAGUCAUACAUAAAACAGACCAGUGAUCUUAUAAAAGACCUUCAAGAAAGCCUUGAGAAGAGAAGAGCAAAUGCUUCAAACGUGGAACAACARCUAAGGGAGGACCUUGAAAAACAGCGAAUUAGAUAUGAAGAAGAUGCAGCAAAAUUAGCUUUGARUCAUAACAAUAAAGUGAAAGAAAUGCAAACGGCUCAUCAAGAAGAAAUAGAAAAAUGGAAAGCCAUGGGAGAGGAGAAAUUAAAGGAUCUGGAGAAGAGACUACAAGCWAAAUACCAAGAAGACAUGGCUCUUAAUCUUCAAGCUAACAAGGUUGCAUUGGAAGCUGUAAAGUCACAGACCGAGAAUGCUAAAAAGAAAGAGCUAGAAGACCUAAUGGCAAAACAUGAUGAAGAAAGAGAACAACUAAGAAGUGAAUUAAUGCGUAAA
Molecule: messenger RNA, 2579 nt
Organism: Exaiptasia diaphana
Lineage: Eukaryota; Metazoa; Cnidaria; Anthozoa; Actiniaria; Aiptasiidae
Product: protein FAM184A
Exons: 9
Source: RefSeq, a predicted model, not a curated record